Molecule: messenger RNA, 396 nt
Organism: Cannabis sativa
Lineage: Eukaryota; Viridiplantae; Streptophyta; Magnoliopsida; Rosales; Cannabaceae
Exons: 1
Coding region: 1-396 (131 amino acids)
Source: RefSeq, a predicted model, not a curated record
AUGGGUCUAUCUCUAUCUCUAACCAGAAAAACGACAAUAAUAUUAAUACCAUUAUUACUGUCGUAUUCAGCAUUCUUCUUUCUCCAAACAGAUCACAACAUCACACAAUGGACUGCCCUUCACUACAUGUCAGCCCUGGUUCUUUUGGGUGUUGUUAUGGCAAUUGGGUUGGGACUGGUGGCCGCAGCAAGAGCCACCAUGGUGACGUGUAUCACCGUUUUAGUACUUCUCACCGUCGCCGGUAACCGCCGCCGGGUUCUGGUCAAAAGUGGGAGGAAGAUCACCAAUGACGUGGCAAUGUUCUUGGUUGGAGUUUUAGUGAAAGAUAAGGGCUUUGUUGCUGUGGCUUGUGCAACUCUUUUCAGCAUAAUGGCUCUUGUUGGCAUCAUCAUUUGA